AUCUGCAGCAUGAUCACUACAUUAGUCCUCGUCCUCCUCCCCCUAGAGCUGAUCCAUCAUGGUAUUAUUUAUUUAUUAAUAUUAUACUGAAUUUAUGAGGAUGAGGAUUUUUUGAAUUGUUACUGGUGGUAGUAGUGUUCAACUCAGUCACCUAAUAUUAAUUUCUGGAAGCAAUCAAUUAGUGGGAAAACAAUGGAUCCAGCCUGAAUAUAUGCAUAUAAAAACAAUGAAUUAGAAUAUGCAUUCUGAUGGGGCUCGUUUGUCAGAAUAAAAGUACCAUUUGAAAAAUAUAUAUAUGCCCAUUUAACUUAAAUAUGGGCCUGAGUAGUCGUUGAGAAGCCGUGUACAACCACAACAGCCUGGGACCUCCUCUUAAUGCUGGUCACGAGCUUGGUCACAGACUGCUGUGGGAUUGCAUCCCGUUCUUCAAUAACAUUUGUCGCAAGUUCACCAUUGUGGAUGUUUUGGUCACUCUGGGAUGAACAUCACACCCAAUCUGAUCCAACAAGUGUUCAGUAGAGUUGAGGUCAGUCCUGCAGGCAUUCAUGGUGACAAGUUUUGUUUUUAUAGUGAGGAAGACAUCACCCCACACCAUCACACUGCCCCCACCCAGCAAUGUUUGGCUGUGACAGGGAGGAUUUGGCAAGCUUUUCAUGAGAGCAACACACAAAUGCAUUUCUCUUACAUAUGUGGCACAAUUUAAUUUUAAACGGAUUAUUCAACAGUAUAUGAUUUAUUGACAAGAACCCAAACGGCCUGUGACCAAACACAAACUUAGCUUUGUACUAAAUUUAUUUUACCAACUUAAAAAAUCGUGGAAAAUCUGAAAAAAAAAAAAAGAUUUUUUGUUGUUGCUGCAUGGAAAUGCUAUUUGAUCCACCACAGGCUUAAUUCCCACUUUUUCCCUGUAUUUUCUAUAAGCUGGAUGUGGGGAAACCCUCGCCUUUCUCCUCCUCCUCCUCCUCAUUCUCCUCCUCAAGCCUUCACAUCCGGGUUAGUUGUGUUGGUUGGAGCUUGAUGCUGCAUUCAAGUGUUCAAUGUAAAUUUGUACUUUUGUAGUUUUAAAGUUAUAAUAGUCUAUUUUUUAUAUUAUUGAUCACAUAAAAGGUCUUUAACUCUUCAGUCUAACCUACAUUUAACGCAGCAUGUGUUUUAUAGAUAAAGAAACAGACUAAUGUUCAAGGCUAGUGGAAAUUCGCGGACCACUCAUGUAACUUCUUGCACUAGUUUCAUUUUAGAUGUAAAAUAAAUCCUUUUUAGAAAUAAUUGUACUACGAAGCCUGCAAAAACAAUAUUUCAUCUGCUAAUCUGGUUUAUUUGCUAGAUAUUCUGUUAGUGUUCGGUGAUAGUAUCAUCUCCGAGCUUUAAGGGUGGCAGUGAACGUAUCACAAGUUGGGCAGCUCUCAGUUAUCCAAAAGGCAGACUGAUGAUCCAGCUGCUGAACGCUGACAUGGAUACAACUGCGCCUUUCCACUGAAAUGGGACGCAAUCCAGCGUGAACUGUGACACCGUGGGGACACAAACAGCGACUACAAACUUUUUUUGUUGCCUUGCACGGCUGCGCUCAUGUAAACUCGCCAUGUCUAAGAGCCUGAAGAAGAGGAAGAACCACUGGACCAACAAAGUCCAUGAGAGUAUCCUUUGCAGGAAUGAGGAGGGGGAGCUGGGGCUGGAGCUGAAGGGCGGCGCGGAGCACGGCCAGUUCCCGGUCAUCGGUGAGCUUCUCCCGGGCAGAGCCGUGUGCCACAGCGGUAAACUCUUCCAGGAGGACUUGGUGCUGGAAGUCAACGACACUCCGGUGGCUGGGCUGACCACCAGGGAUGUCCACGCCGUGGUCAAGCACAGCAAAGACCCCGUCAGACUCAAGUGUGUCAAGCAAGGGGGUGUGAUUGACAAGGACCUCCGGCGCUAUCUCAACCUGCGUUUCCAGAAAGGUUCAGUGGACCACGAGCUGCAGCAGAUCAUCCGGGACAACCUGUAUCUCCGCACCAUUCCCUGCACUACUCGGCAGCCCAAGGAGGGAGAGGUCCCAGGCGUGGAUUAUAAUUUUGUGACCGUUGACCGGUUUAUGGAAUUGGAGAAAAGCGGAGCUCUGCUGGAGAGUGGAACAUAUGAAGAUAACUUUUACGGCACCCCAAAGCCUUCAGCUGAGCCCAGCGCUCUGCUGCUAAAUGUAACAGACCAGCUGCUGCCGGGUGUAAGACCCAGCUCCGAGGGCAAGAGAAAGCGGAACAAGUCAGUCAGCAACAUGGAGAAAGCCAGCAUCGAACCCCCCGAGGAGGAGGAGGAGGAAAAGCCCAUCGUCAAUGGCAACAGCAUUGCCGUCACCCCAGAGUCAAGCGAGCACGAGGACAAGAGCACAGAUGCUUCAGGGGACGUCAGACCUCAGAGUAACCCAGUGGAGGCCCCAGCAGAGGUACCCCAAGAGGAUGGCCAGUCCCCGAAGACGGUGGUCCCCAAACCAGAGGAGAAUGACGAGCUAGGAACCCUACCUGACAACUGGGAGAUGGCUUACACUGAGAAAGGAGAAGUUUACUUCAUUGACCACAACACUAAGACAACAUCGUGGUUGGACCCAAGGCUCGCCAAGAAGGCAAAGGCACCCGAGGAAUGCAAAGAGGAUGAGCUUCCGUACGGUUGGGAGAAAAUCGAUGACCCCAUUUACGGGAGCUACUAUGUCGAUCAUAUAAAUAGAAGGACCCAAUUUGAGAAUCCGGUCCUGGAGGCUAAGAGGAGACUCCAGCAGCAGCAGAUGCAAAGCCAGGGUCUGUCCUCACUGCCCCUUCCCACCAUCUACAGAGAAAAACCCCUGUUCACCCGAGAUCCCACUCAGCUUAAAGGCAGCUUCCUAUCCACAUCUCUCCAAAAGAGCAACAUGGGGUUCGGCUUCACUAUCAUCGGAGGGGAUGAGCCUGAUGAGUUCCUCCAGGUCAAAAGCGUCAUUCCCGAUGGACCUGCAGCAGCUGAUGGAAAGAUGGCCACAGGGGAUGUCAUUGUCUACAUUAAUGAUGUCUGCGUUCUGGGCACGACCCAUGCUGAUGUGGUGAAACUCUUUCAGUCUGUUCCUAUUGGUCAAAGCGUGACACUUGUGUUGUGUCGUGGCUACCCAUUACCAUAUGACCCAGAGGAUGCCUCAAACACCAACAACACCACCACCACCAUUAUCUCACCACUUGGCAUCAUGGAGCAGAGGCCCGUCAUGGUGAACGGCAGGACGGGCUAUGAUAACUACCUGGACUACCUGACCCGUACGGCGCGGUUCGUCACAGACCCCAGUCAGGACCACGUUAACUCCCAGCAGCACCUGCUUCUCACCACUCAUCCGGGUGACACCCACCUAGAUGGCUCGCUCCCAGCCACCACUGGCACCACGCCCCCUGACAGCGUCUCCAUGGCGUCGUCGGGCGCCACCCAGGGGGAGCUGCUGACUGUGACCAUGGUGAAGAGCGUUGACGGGUUCGGCUUCACGAUCGCUGACAGUCUAACGGGCCAGCGUGUCAAGCAAGUCCUUGAACCUCAGGGCUGUCCGGGCCUGUGUGAAGGUGACCUAAUCUUAGAGAUUAACAAGCAGCCCGUGGCAGGAUUCACCCACACCCAGGUGGUGGAGCUGCUAAAGGAGUGUGCUGUGGGAGCCGAGGCCAGCCUGGUGGUCCAGAGAGGGGGCACAGGUCACUUUUCACCCUGGAAGACUCCAAAACAGGUGUUGGAGCAGUGGGAGUCCCAGCAGGGCCAGAACAGCCCCGCUCAGACCAGCCGCUCAGCUCCCGUUAUCUCCCACAGCGCCCCCUUCCCAACACACCAUCUUCACAGGGCCUCAGUCCCAGACUCAGCCUCCAAGGCCUUGGCACUGGCCAAACCAGACCCCUAUGACCUUUUUGAGAAGUCCAUGGCUAUCUAUGAGAGUAGGCAACCUGUUCAACCCAGGACUGUUUUUCCUGUGGACCCUUCAGGAGCAGAGUACCAGGACAUCGAAGUCCACCUGCGCAGACAGAAGUCCGGGUUUGGCUUUCGGGUGCUGGGCGGUGAUGAGGCCGGGCAGCCUGUGAGUGUGGAGACACGUGAGAAGAUCCUUAUUGGUGCGAUCAUAGAGAAGAGUCCAGCAGAUCUAGACGGGCGACUACGGCCGGGUGAUGAGCUGCUGUUUGUGGAUGGGAUCCCAGUGGUGGGGAAGCCGCACAGAUACGUCAUCGAUCUGAUGCAUGCAGCGGGGCGGAACGGACAAGUCAAUCUGGUCAUCAGGAGGAGAGCGCAAGCAGCAGGUGAGUCGUGUCCAGAAAACAGCCGUAGUCCAGGCUCCGUCUCCAAGCAGCACAGCUCGCCCCACAGCGACUACACAUAUAGAAACAGCACCGGCACCAACCAGGCUCCCAACACCAGCAUAGGCAACGCCACUGCUACUUCAGACGGGACAUCCACUACCAACACAAAGCCAAGCGACGUCACAAUCAGCAGGAAGGAGAGUGAAGGUUUUGGCUUCGUCAUCAUCAGCUCGCUCAACCGGCCUGAAACGGUUGCAACAAACACUGUGCCCCAUAAAAUCGGCCGCAUCAUCGAGGGCAGCCCGGCCGACCGCAGCGGGAAGCUGAAGGUUGGAGACAGGAUCCUGGUGGUCAACGGCCAGUCCAUCGUCAGCAUGCCGCACGCCGACAUCGUCAAACUGAUCAAGGAUGCGGGCCUGAGUGUCACUCUGAGGAUCAUCACGCAGGAAGAGCUCAGCAACCCUCCGUCAGCCCCAACCUCAGAGAAGCAGAGCCCCAUAGCGCAACAGCACAGCCCAAAGGCCCAGCCCAACACCGCAGCCUCCCAGUCCAGUCAAGCACCAGCAGAAAUGUACUUCUCUGCUGCUCAGCCCAACCCAGCACCCCAUCAGAGCCCUGUGACCCAGCUUCCUGUUCCUCCACCUCAGACCUACACCCAUGAUGGCAGUUACAGAUCUGAGGUGAAGGCCAGACAAGACGUUAAACCAGAUAUCAGACAGCCUCCUUUCACGGAUUACCGGCAGCCACCGGUGGAUUACCGGCACCCUCCUGUGGCGGAUUACAGGCAGCCACCCACACUGGACUACAGACACCCACCGCUGCUCGAUUACAGGCCAUUUGCCAUCCCAGACUACAGGAUGCCUCCAGUUCAACUUUCGCAGGACUUCGACUACUUCACAGUGGAGCUGGAGAAAAGUGUGAAGGGCUUCGGUUUCAGCAUCCGAGGGGGGCGGGAGUACAAAAUGGACCUGUUUGUCCUACGGCUGGCGGAGGACGGACCGGCCAUCCGCAACGGGAGAAUGAGGGUCGGGGACCAAAUCAUUGAGAUCAAUGGAGAAAGCACCCGCGACAUGACCCAUGCCAGGGCCAUCGAGCUCAUUAAGUCUGGGGGUAGACGGGUCCGUCUCCUCCUGAAGAGGGGGACAGGACAAGUCCCAGAGUAUGACAAUGCCGCCCCAUGGGAUGGUCGCCCUUCAGCCUCCCCAAGCCUGUCGGAAGUAGGCCCUCCCAUUGAAAACCUCUCCAUGCCACCCCCUUCAUCUCAUUUGGCCCCGGCCCCCGACCCUCCUCAUUUGCCUCCUCAGGACCCCACUUGGGAUGCCGUGGCACGAGACAGCAGGAUGGAGCAAUCCAAAAGCCCCCAAAAAGCUGAGCUGCUGCUGAACAGCGACCCCAUUAUUCAGGGGAAGAGAAUUGCUAUGAGCAGCGGCGGCAGCAGAGCCAAGAUCGACGGUGGCAGGUCCACCCAUAAGGGACACAGGAUGCAGCAGCACACUACUGAUGGAGAAGGGGACAAGGAGGGACAAGGUGGGGAACCCAAACUUUUGAGCAGCACCAGAGGAAGAUCCAAGGAGAGGACUCACUCUCCCAGCAGCUCUAAGAUCCCACACACUAACGGGAACAGCAGGGAAAGUGCAGAGCGUAGGGGCAAGGCCAGGCUUAGAGAGCUCGACAGCGACCUAGGAGACAGCCAGCCUGGCCACCCCAGCAAAAGCACCAGCAGCAGCACCGCAGUGGGUAGGAAAGCCACGGUCUCGCCCGGUCCAUGGAAGAUCCCUGGAUCGGACAAACUGCCCAGCACGCUACGCACAGAUGUGUCCACGCUCAGCAGAUAACGCCGCAGCGUCCACGUUUGUCUGAACUGAACCACCCCAUCCAGAUGAGACCACAACAUUCACACCUUCCUGCUCCCAUAGCCUCCGACAGAUAAAAACAAAGCAGUGCAGGCUUAUCUGUACCAUGUCUUUUUAACUUUUAUUUAUACUACUGUAUUUUAAAUUAUUCUGAAGCAUUAUGUUACACCCACCACCUUAAGAACUGGAAAAUCAUCCACUUUUAACAAGAAGACAGAGCAAUCAGUAGCAGAGCAAGAGCUUUCUGAAACUUCUGAACUCCUAAGCCAAGCUGGACAGAAACCAGGCUUGGACUUUUUAUAUAAAUAUAUUUACUGUUCAAAUUGUAGUCUAUUUUAUGAAGUGGAAUGUUUAAAAAGAAGGUUAGCCUGCUUUUUGAGGAGUGAAUGAAUUAAAACGUGACCGAAGAGAUGAAAUUCACUCAUCAGCCGAGCUUUGCCUUAACAGAGACCGUGUGGGCCUCGGUCGCGCGCAACUAAUCCAUCACGAUUAAAGAUAUAUAAAAAUAUGAAAUACAUGCAAACAGUUUGUAAAUAGACCAUCUUCAUAAUGAAGAACAUUAUAACAAAAACUGAUGGGAGUUCAAGCAAAGCAGCAACGCGGACCAGAGACUGUCGGCUCAGCAUCUCCAUCUGCAGUUUCUGGGGUUUCUUCUGCAAUCGACUUCACAGUCUGUUUCCGUUCUGUACGACUGUACCGUUUAUUCAUUUUUAUAUCGCCAUUCUUGUGCUUGUGUGUUAGGGCGGUGUCCGUUCAGAUGCCAAGAGAUGAAUGAUGGUGACAGAGAAGCGUGCCUUAGACUGACAAAGAGUCUGGUUGCUAGAAAACACCAACUUCACAGAAAUUAAUUAGAAACCGUAUUUUUUAAAUGUGAUAAAUUGUAAAGUAUAUAAUUUAUUCCACAAGUAUGAAAAUUAAUCCAUUAGCAGGGGUCUUUUGUUUGAGCACAUGGUUCACUUUGGGUCAUCGCUUAUGUAAGAUCCACUAUUUUCCAUUAAGAAUCACUUACUUGUGUAAUCAUGUCAGCACCUUUCAACUCAAAUUAGUAAGCCUGUUGGUUAAUUAUUUUAAAAGGCAUUAAUGUUACUGAGGCCUCAUUAACGCGUUGUGUCAUUGGUUCUGUUUGCACUGUGUGAUGUUAGGAGAGGAAUAUCUGUGCCAAAGCUUGUUUGAUUUCAGCUACCCCAUGUUCGGUUCUGGUCAGACCUCUAUAUUGCUGAUUGGCAUGGUUGUUGUAUUGAUUUUAGGGCUCAAUGCUUUAUUCAACUCUUUUUUGCCCAUUCUGGAAUAUUUAUACAGCUCAAUGAUUUCUCAGAACAAGAACUAGGUGUGGAAGUUUAAAUUUUUUAUCAGGUUUUAUCCAUCCAGCCAUUGAUUUGAAGCUGAAGUUGUAGUCCAUCAUUUAUCCACUUUAAAAAAACAAAAGCAACCAGCCCCACAGCAUGAGGCCGCCAUCACCAUACUUGACAGUUGGUCCUUGGAUGUGAUGCCUAACUUUGAUUCCUCCAAACAUUUUUUCCAUUUUUAUUAAAAGCCAAAGUCUUUACAUCCGGUGACCACAAAACUUCUCUCUAGAAGUUAUUUAAAUUGUCCACAUGAGUAACUCCGAAUGUCAGACAAGCUGGAAAGCAUCGAUUUUAGAAGCAGGGCCUGCUGUCUCAGUUCGUACCAUUUCCGCUUUAUUGUAGACAGUGACACUGGUAUUCCAGCAGUUGCUGGUGGUUUUCUAACUCCCUAUCCAGUUCCAUUUCAGUUAAAGGUGACAAUCUGAAACUUUUAACAGAACAGUGAUCCCAAAUACGCAUACUGACCACAAUCACAAGAAGUAUGUUUGGAAGAAUCAAGCUAAGCCAUUCAAACCUAACCUUUAAAGCAUGGUAGUGGCAGCAUCAUGGAAUGGAGCUGUUGUGCUGCCACUGGUACAGAUGCACUGCUGGUAUUACUACCACUGUCCACAUUAAAGCGAGUUUUAAGUAAGCCGGUGGACUUGUGCCAAUGAAAUAAACCACCUCCCGCUUUAAUCUCCAUGGACAAAACAAAUACCUCCUGGAGAAAAGUCUUAUGGUUAGAUGAGGCAAAGAAAGACGAGAAUAAUGUUUGAUGGCACUCAAAGUUACAAUUGAGAACACUUGUCAGCUAUCAAGCAUGGUGGUGGCAGUAUCAUGCUGUGGGGCUGUUCUGUAGAGGCAUGUUCCAAAGUAACCUGGGUCAAAAUGUAAUCUAGGAGUGCUGCAACAAGAAGAGAGCAAGGAGUCCCCACUCUUUCCAUUUCAUGUUUUAUUUUACAUGAACAAAAAAAGGUUUAGCACAAGAUUUCCAAAGAAACAAAGAAGACUUCUACUAAAUUGACCAAAUCCAAAGUGAAACAAUAAAAUUUGAAUUUAGAAAAGAGAAAAAAUAAAAUGUAAAAUAUCAUUUUGUUGCUUUUUUGUUUUUCUUCUUUGAAUGCUAUUAUAACUUAAAAUGUUUAAAUGAACCCCUUACUGUUGUCAGUAAACAGGCGAGUAUUUAAAUGACUGCAGCUCACAUCAAAGCAGCAAAAAAGCACAUCAAUCCUCUCUUCUUACCUUUUAGGCUUUGCUUCAUUUAAUUUUUGAAAGUAAAUAAUUCAAACAUGCAACCGACUGCAUAAAUCCACUUUUUUAGGGGAUGAGUUGAGUAAAUUGUUGGUUUUUGGGGGGUUUAAAAUCUUGUUAAAGCAUCUGUACCUGGUAAUUUUCCCCCUGAGAAAGCCAGCAAUAAAGUUUCCUUCCUCUGCUCUGCUAAGGGAAGCGCUCAAAGCUUUUAAAAGAGAAAAGGGAGACGGGGACUCAUUAUGUUUGCCACUGUAAUCCGUAAUUACACAAGGACUAAGCUGACUGAUUGUAAAACAGAACCCAGCACAGAGGAGCAGGGGGUUUGGAGAAGCAGAAAAAUCAUCAGCUCGGCUCUUCGGCUUUAAUCUGAAUGUUGUGCAGGAAUUUUUCUUUCAUGAAAUCACUUCGGUUUGACACAGAAGCUGAAACUUUUGCACAACUCACUGUUUUCCUUCUCCGUCGAGCCAAACUGUGAGCAGAUGUCCGAGGACAUUUCGUCGACUGGCGUUGAAUUUUCCCCGAGCAGCUCUGUAUCACUGUGUGGUGUUUUAGCAGUGUGUUGACCCUGAACAAAUAUCUCUAUGUAGAAGAAGUGUUACUAUUGAUGGUCAGAGACUGUAAGUGAGCAACUAUUUUUAUUAAAAUGCAGCACUAUGAAUAUAUGACCUUUUGCAAAACAAAACAACCUUGUUUACCUGUAUCAUAUUCUGAAAUGCUGUCAAAAUAAAAAUCUUGACACACCAACGAUUCA
Molecule: messenger RNA, 9439 nt
Organism: Girardinichthys multiradiatus
Lineage: Eukaryota; Metazoa; Chordata; Actinopteri; Cyprinodontiformes; Goodeidae
Gene: magi2a
Product: membrane associated guanylate kinase, WW and PDZ domain containing 2a
Exons: 22
Coding region: 1580-6094 (1504 amino acids)
Biological process (GO): receptor clustering; signal transduction
Cellular component (GO): dendrite; cytoplasm
Molecular function (GO): type II activin receptor binding; SMAD binding; signaling receptor complex adaptor activity
Source: RefSeq, a predicted model, not a curated record